GAUCAAAGUAGCUCAGUCAGAGCAGAAGUACCAGUACAAUACCAUCUUCGCAUUCUAAAAAAACCAGCGACAUGGCAAACGCUUACCUGCAGGGAGUUGAGAUCUCGGCUUCACAGUUCCUGGAUAUCUUUCAUCAUUAUGACAAUGAUGGUAAUGGAUAUAUUGAAGGAAAGGAGUUGCAGAACUUUGUUAAAGAACUUCAGCAAGCCCGAAAACAAGCAGGACUAGAGCUGACAGAGCAAAUGAAGGCCUUCGUGCAGGAAUACGAGCAAAAUGCAGAUGGCAAGAUCGGAAUUGUGGAGCUUGUACAGAUAUUACCCACAGAAGAAAACUUCUUGUUAUAUUUCCGGCAACAGCUGAAGUCCUGUGCUGAGUUCAUGCAGGCCUGGCGCAAUUAUGACGCAGAUCACAGCGGCUACAUCGAAGCUGAUGAACUCAAGAACUUUUUGAAAGAUCUACUCCGGAAGGCUGGGAAACAAUACGAUGACAAGAAAUUAGAUGAAUAUACGUGCACAACACUCAAAAUGUUUGACUCCAACAACGAUGGCAAGCUCUGCUUGGCAGAAAUGGCAAGGCUGCUACCUGACCAGGAGAACUUUUUGCUCAGGUUCCAGGGGGUGAAAAUGACAAAAAAAGAGUUCAACAAGAUUUUUGAGCUUUAUGACCAGGACGGAAAUGGGUACAUGGAUGAGAACGAACUGGAUGCCCUACUCAAAGACCUGUGCGAGAAAAACAAUAAGGUGUUAGACCCCAGCAAGAUCCCAACCUACAAGAACGCCAUUAUGGCCCUGUCUGACGGCGGGAAGCUGUACAGGACUGAGCUGGCGCUGGUCCUAUGUGCCGAUGAUGAUUGAGAAACCCCCCCAUACCAUCCCCUCUCCCCAAACUCCCACCCUCAUCCAUACGCCCCUCCCACCCCACUGACUCGUGACGUGUGUAAAGGUAGCUAGAGACUCUAAGGGUAGUAGGACGUAUUUUCAUUUAUUUAUUUUUUAAACCUGUAAAUUUGAUCGGCGGCAUGUAGGUAUAUAUAUGAGGCUGGUGGCACAUACUUUUCAACCUGUUGUUUCUAUACUGUUUGUAAUGUACAGCUUUUGUAAUGACAAGAUUGAUACAAUAAAAAACAGACCCAAGCCUUGACCUCUAUAUAUUCUGUGAUGCAGUAUCACAACUUCUCUCCGCAUUAAUUGAAAGCUAUACACAUUGAGUAACAGAUCACCUCGUCAUAUUUUUGAGUUAUAUAAUAUCCACACCAGAAUGAAAAAUAAAAAUCUACCUGAUGAUAUUGUAGCCAAAGCAAUAAUGUGUUACUAGCAGCUGAUGGAAUGUAAUAUGUGAGUAAUGAAUUGAAGGAUUAGUUGAGGGUUUAUGUAUUUAAAUUAUAUAGCUGUCAUUUACUCUUGCAGUGCAUGUUUGUUGCUGAAGGCAAGCCUUCUACCAAGGCAUUACUGAAGUUGUAAGCACAUAGCCUAGUAUAUCUCCCAGAUUUAUUAUCCCUGAUUAUAUAUAUGACGAUAAAUGUCCAGUGUAAUAGCAACAAUUUUGCACUGUAAGGAAUGAUGUGCAACUCUAUGCUGAAUACCAGACUCACUGUGUAACCUGUAAUUAAACAUUAUUCAAAUACUACCUAAAAACCUCUGGCUUUGUGUUGUGGUGUGUUGUCCUUCUAAUCCACCCCUCCAAACAUGUCAGAUUAAAUUUUCCCUCUAAACAA
Messenger RNA from Anguilla rostrata (American eel), 1714 nucleotides. RefSeq names its product calbindin 1 (gene calb1). Gene Ontology annotation, molecular function: calcium ion binding. NCBI's taxonomy places the organism in Eukaryota, Metazoa, Chordata, Actinopteri, Anguilliformes, Anguillidae. Bases 72 to 854 code for a protein of 260 amino acids. Gene Ontology annotation, biological process: regulation of presynaptic cytosolic calcium ion concentration; regulation of long-term synaptic potentiation. The record is from RefSeq and is a predicted model, not a curated record. The transcript is spliced from 11 exons. Gene Ontology annotation, cellular component: synapse; dendrite; terminal bouton.